AUGGCGCUGGAGCGGGCGCAGGCCGAGGGCCCCGCCGCCGCGCCGCCCGCCAGCCUCUCCGCCCCGGAGAGCCCCGGCGAGGCGGCGCCUGGUGGAGAGGCGGAGUCCGCGGCCCUCCCCGGUGAGGCGGCGGGAGGCGAGGGGGAGCGCGGGCCGGGCGGCGGCGCGGAGGCCGCGGGGCAGAGCGAGGGGGCGGCGGAGGAGGACGAGGCGGAGGAGGCGAGCGUGAAACCCUCGCAGAACAUCGCGGUGCAGACUGACUUCAAAACGGCCGACGCGGAUGCGAACACGGAUCAGGACAUUGAGAAGAACCUGGACAAAAUGAUGUCUGAGAGGGCUUUGUUAAAGGAACGGUACCAGGAGGUGUUGGACAAACAGCGGCAAGUGGAGAACCAGCUGCAGGUGCAGCUCAAACAGCUCCAGCAGCGGAGGGAAGAAGAGAUGAAGAACCACCAGGAGAUUCUGAAAGCAAUUCAGGCCGUUACGAUCAAGCGGGAAGAGACAAAGAAGAAGAUGGAGAAAGAGAAGAAGGAAUUCCUGCAGAAAGAGCAGGAUCUGAAAGCAGAAAUUGAGAAACUCUGCGAGAAAGGCAGAAGGUUGCUGAAGGAGCAGGAGGAAAAGGAAAACAAGAUUGCUUCUUUGAUUGCAGAGCAGUCUGAUGAAAAGCAGCUAUGGGAGAUGGAGCUAGAUAAGCUGAAGAACCAGCACAAUGAAAUCAACAGGAACAUCCUCGAGGAGACAGAACGGGCCUGGAAAGCAGAGAUCCUGUCCCUGGAGAGCCGAAAGGAGCUGCUGGUGUUGAAACUAGAAGAAGCAGAAAAAGAAGCAGAGCUGCACCUCACCUACCUCAAGUCUGCACCACCAACACUGGAGACCAUGAGGCCAAAGCAGGAGUGGGAGAUGAGGCUGAACAGGAUACGAAUGACGAAGGAAAGUGUCCGAGACCAGUUCAAUGACCACAUUCAGAUGGUGAGAAAUGGAACGAAGCUGAGCAGCCUCCCACAGAUCCCAACCCCAACAUUGCCACCUCCACCCUCAGAAACAGAUUUCAUGCUGACGGCAUUCCAGCCCAAUCCAUCCCUUACUCCCAGGCUCCCAUUUCCCAUAGGACCGGUUCCUGUUCCCAUGGUCAUGCCAAGCGCUGAUCCUCGGGCGCUUUCCUUUCCUCUCCUGAACCCUGCAAUCUCCAGACCCAACCAGCCUUCCCCACCGCUGCCUGCAUCCCAAGGAAGAAACAGCCCCGUCGUGGCAUCGCUUAUUGGCCCACACAGUCCUCACAUGACUCCUGCAGCCUCCAUCCCUCCUCCACCGGGUCUGGGAGGAGUUAAGGUCACUCCGGAGUUUCACAGGUCACAGCCAGCAGAUAAGCUGGAGAAGCUGCUGGAGAAGUUGUUGACUCGAUUUCCCCAGUGCAACAAGGCCCAGCUCACCAACAUCCUGCAGCAGAUCAAGACUGCUCGGAGGACGAUGGCGGGUCUGACUAUGGAGGAACUGAACCAGCUGGUGGCAGCCAAGCUUGCGGAGCAGCAGGAGCGGGCAGCAGCUGGGGCUCAGCCUCUCGGUCGGAUCAGGGCCCCCAUGUUUUCUGCUCCACUGCCUCAGAUCAGCACGCCAAUGUUCCUGCCCCCAGCCCAGGUAGCUUACCCAGGAACGGCAUCACAUACCCCAGCUGCCUGUAAGCUAUGUCUCAUGUGCCAGAAGCUUGUACAGCCCAGCGACCUUCAUCCCAUGGCCUGCUCGCAUGUGCUGCACAAGGAGUGCAUCAAAUUCUGGGCACAAACCAACACAAAUGACACUUGCCCCUUUUGUCCAAGUCUCAAAUGACGGCUACUCGAACAAAGUGGUCCCACGGGAGGAGUUGCUGUGAAUAGACAGGAUCAGUUCUAAGAUUUCUACAGUUCUAUAUUUAUACGACCAUGUAUACACAUGUACAUUUUUAUUAUAUAGGUAAUGUGUGUAUAGAAAGUCUGUAUACAUACAAAUUCAUAAAUAAAGUGUGUAUAUUAUGCAGUGA
Messenger RNA from Lagopus leucura (white-tailed ptarmigan), 2014 nucleotides. It is a transcript of the gene RNF214, whose product is annotated as ring finger protein 214. The record is from RefSeq and is a predicted model, not a curated record. Bases 1 to 1824 code for a protein of 607 amino acids. NCBI's taxonomy places the organism in Eukaryota, Metazoa, Chordata, Aves, Galliformes, Phasianidae. Gene Ontology annotation, molecular function: ubiquitin-protein transferase activity. The transcript is spliced from 15 exons.